Molecule: messenger RNA, 1988 nt
Organism: Lipotes vexillifer (Yangtze River dolphin)
Lineage: Eukaryota; Metazoa; Chordata; Mammalia; Artiodactyla; Lipotidae
Gene: LRRIQ3
Product: leucine rich repeats and IQ motif containing 3
Exons: 9
Coding region: 117-1988 (623 amino acids)
Molecular function (GO): protein binding
Source: RefSeq, a predicted model, not a curated record
GUUUCCCUGGCAACGGCCUCCGGAACGGAUAAAUGGCCACCUAGUGAUUUGUCGGACUGUGCCGGGUCUGGGCCGCUUGUUACCAACUCAUAAAGCCUUGCAGCUCGGUAGACCCGAUGUUUCAUGGAACAAUCACAGAAGAGCUAACCAAUCAUAGAGAAUGGAGUCACUAUAAUGAAAAUAUAGUAGAAGAUCAAAAAGAUUUUGUUUUUGUGAAGUUCAGUGGCCUUCAUUUAAAAUCUAUGGAAAGUUUUCAAUCUUGUAUCUCUCUUAGAGUGUGCAUCUUCUCAAACAAUUUUAUUACAGAUAUUCGUCCACUUCAGAGUUGUAUACAAUUAGUCAAACUUGAUCUCCAUGGAAAUCACAUCAAGAGUCUACCAGAUACCAGAUUUUGGAGUGGAUUGAAGAACCUAAAACUUCUCUAUCUACAUGACAAUGGGUUUGCAAAGUUAAAGAAUGUAUGUAUGUUAUCUGCUUGUCCAAGCCUCAUUGCCCUCACUAUGUUUGAUUGUCCAGUAAGCCUUAAAAAAGGAUAUAGACAUGUUCUUGUCAACAGUAUAUGGUCUCUCAAAGCACUGGAUCAUCAUGUGAUUUCUGAUGAAGAAAUAAUUCAGAGCUGGCAUCUUCCUGAAAGAUUCAAAACAUAUAACCACCGACUUUUCUUUAAUUUCUGCCCUGCUUUGAAAAAGGGAUCAACCUAUGAGGAUGAAAUUGAUAAUAUCAAAUUUAUUAUUUCAAAAAUUAAUGAAAUUCUGGCUCAUAACUCGCCAGUUUUGAUUGUUCAAAGAUGGAUACGUGGUUUCUUAGUUAGGAAAGAAGUGAGCCCCAUAUACUUCCACUUGUUCUUGUAUAAAAAACAUCAGGAAAAAACUAUUAGUGAAAGUGAAAAAAAAAGGAUUUACAAACACAAAGGAUUUGAAGAUAAGCUCUUUAAGGAUCUCUUAUUUCAGCCUGGAACCAAUAUAACAGAAAAACUUGCACGUUGGAAACAUAGUAUACAUUCUCCUGUUGAUUUAAAAUAUUCUAGUGAACAGAGAAAACAUGUUUCUUCUAUUUUAUAUGAAUUAAAAACAGGAAAACCAAGACAUCUCAUUCAAAAAGGUCAGAAAGAGUCUGAAGAUAAAAUUGAGGAUGAAGAAUUGGAUGUCAGUUUUAGGAUAUCAAUGUUCAAACUACCAGUACAUACUUCAGAUUCCCUGAGGUAUGCUGCAUUAUUGAAAGCAAAAGAACAAGAUUAUUUUCCUAUGUAUACCGAGCCACUUUCUAUCACUCAACAAAAACCAGUAAUUAAAAUAAAAGACAUGCUGUUGGAGAAGAGAGUAAGAAGAGAGUUUUUUACAACACAAAGAACUGGUAUGAAACUCCAAGCACUUUAUGAUAUUGAUAAAUAUUGCUCAGAACAAAAGAAGCAGGCAAGCUAUAAAAAUAAAGUAACAGCUGUAAACGUGGCACAAGUGGCCCAAGAACGAGUUAGAUUCACUAUUCAAGAAAAUUUAAAUAAGAAAAUAUAUGCUACGCAUAAACUAACUGCAAGAGAUAAUAAGACCAUUCAGAAUGGUUUACAACGACUUUGGCAGGACAGAUCCAACUACCUUGAGAAAGUUAAAGAGAGGAGAGUCCUGUUUCUGGAAGAAAAAAAACAAAAGGCUAAAGACCGUUUAUUAAUUCAAAACUUAAAUAAUAAGCGCACUCUUUUGACCAAAGAAAUGACUAAAAUUGACAGAUUGAAGAAGAAGCAGGCUGUCUUAAAAGAGAAAAGCCUAAUUGUUCAGCAAAAACUGGCAACUGAAAAAUAUCAAAAGGAUUUACUUAAACAAAUGAAGGAAAUUAGGGCUCAAGAAAUAUAUAAAAGACAUUGUGAAGAAAAGAUUGUUAAUGAUAUGAUUCCCUUUCAAAAAGCUUGUGAAAUAUUUCAAGAUACUAAAACAAAAGCUGCAAUUGUGAAAAAGAAUUUAAUCCUUAAAGUUCCCGAUGGAAUGACAAAGUGA